Molecule: messenger RNA, 1419 nt
Organism: Tupaia belangeri chinensis (Chinese tree shrew)
Lineage: Eukaryota; Metazoa; Chordata; Mammalia; Scandentia; Tupaiidae
Gene: CALB2
Product: calbindin 2
Exons: 12
Coding region: 36-851 (271 amino acids)
Biological process (GO): regulation of presynaptic cytosolic calcium ion concentration; regulation of long-term synaptic potentiation
Cellular component (GO): terminal bouton; nucleus; synapse
Molecular function (GO): calcium ion binding
Source: RefSeq, a predicted model, not a curated record
GCGCGGUGCUGGCUGAGGUCUCCGAGCGGCUCGCCAUGGCUGGCCCGCAGCAGCAGCCCCCUUACCUGCACCUGGCCGAGCUGACGGCGUCCCAGUUCCUGGAAAUCUGGAAGCACUUUGAUGCAGACGGAAAUGGGUAUAUUGAAGGCAAAGAGCUAGAAAACUUUUUCCAAGAGCUGGAGAAGGCAAGAAAAGGCUCUGGCAUGAUGUCAAAGAGUGACAAUUUCGGGGAGAAGAUGAAGGAGUUCAUGCAGAAAUACGAUAAGAACGCGGAUGGGAAAAUCGAGAUGGCAGAGCUGGCACAGAUCCUGCCGACUGAAGAGAACUUCCUCCUGUGCUUCAGGCAGCACGUGGGCUCCAGCGCCGAGUUUAUGGAGGCAUGGCGGAAGUAUGACACAGACCGAAGUGGCUACAUCGAAGCCAAUGAGCUCAAGGGCUUCCUCUCAGACCUGCUGAAGAAGGCGAACCGACCAUAUGAUGAACCCAAGCUCCAUGAAUACACCCAAACCAUACUACGGAUGUUUGACCUGAAUGGGGACGGCAAACUGGGCCUCUCAGAGAUGUCCCGACUCUUACCUGUACAGGAAAACUUCCUGCUUAAAUUUCAGGGCAUGAAGCUGACCUCAGAGGAGUUCAAUGCGAUCUUCACAUUUUACGACAAGGACGGAAGCGGCUACAUUGAUGAGAACGAGCUGGACGCCCUCCUGAAGGAUCUGUACGAGAAGAACAAGAAGGAAAUGAACAUCCAACAGCUGACCAACUACAGAAAGAGCGUCAUGUCCUUGGCUGAGGCGGGGAAGCUCUACCGCAAGGACCUGGAGAUCGUGCUCUGCAGUGAGCCCCCCAUGUAAAGGGGGGGCAGGGGCUGCUUUUCCACCUCCCCAGAACCCCGCCCUUGCUGCCCUGACACUUCUACCCAGGCCCAGAGAUCAUGAGCAUCCCUCCCCCCUGCCCCUGCAACCUGCACACACCAGCUUGCAGAGCAAGAAAGAAGAGGUGGAGGACGGGGUGCUGGUGGGCAGCUUCAAGGCCCCACCCCACUAACCCAGCCCUGGCCAGCCAUGCUGCUCUUCCUGCAGAGGGUCACCAACCACUCGGAGGCAGAGGGGGCUGCGGGGGAGGUUCCCUAAUUCUCUUUGCUGUGAUGCAUGAGCUCUUUCACUGUAUGAUUUAGGCUUCUAUGUCCAACAGAGUGGACUCUGCCCUCUUGCUCCCCUCUGCCAAUCCCCCCUGCCACCGCCCACCCCAGACUUCCAAGUUCCACCACCACCUGGCUAAUGGUGUAGCUGUCUUCUCAGAGUUCCUGUUUGAGGAGGGCACCCGCCCUAUCCUUGCCUUCUUUACUCGGCGUGUUCCUGUUCUCUUUGGGUUUCUCGUCUUCUUGUUUACCAAAGAAGAGUUUACAGACAAUAAAAUGGA